Messenger RNA from Paramisgurnus dabryanus, 1608 nucleotides. The record is from RefSeq and is a predicted model, not a curated record. NCBI's taxonomy places the organism in Eukaryota, Metazoa, Chordata, Actinopteri, Cypriniformes, Cobitidae.
AUGGCUGAAGUGAGGGUCUCUGUUGAGCUGGAUCAGUUUAAAUGUCCAAUCUGCUUGGAGCUUCUGACCAAUCCUGUGUCUAUAACCUGUGGACACAGUUUCUGCACAAGCUGUAUCCAGCGCAAAUGGGAUACAGAUGCAUAUACAGGAGAUUACAGCUGUCCUUUAUGUAGGCAGAAGUUCUCUUCAAGACCGGUGCUAGGCCAAAACAUUGUGCUGGCUGAGAUGGUGAACAAAAUGAAGAUGAUGAACCUUCACGCUGCUGGCAGACAGCUGGCUGGACCUGAUGACGAACAAUGUUACAUUUGUACAGGGGAAAAAUGUAAAGCUAUCAAGACCUGCCUGGUGUGUCUUGCAUCAUACUGUGAAGUGCAUUUAAACCUUCACAAUGAGCUGAACCCGGGAAAUAAGCACAGAGUCAUUAAUGCCACAGGCAAGCUUGAAGACAAGAUCUGCAUCUAUCACCACAAACUCAAGGAUAUGUAUUGCUUUGAAGAUCAGAGAAGUAUGCAGCUAAAACUUUCACAAAUAAAAGUUAACCAGAUUAUCCAGAGAACAGAAAAUGUUCUUAAGGGACUACAGAUAAUUGAAGAGGACUUUAAGAGAUCAACAAAGGUACUAGAGAAAGACAGUGAGAAAACAUUUGAAGAUCUGAUCAGCUACAUUAGGAAACAACAGUUUAUGAUGACAUACAUGAUUAAAUUAAGGAAGCAGAAAGAUAUACAGAGAUCCGACAACAUUCAGAAGCAACUUCAGAUGGAGCUUGCUGUGUUGAAAAACAGAGCAGAUGAACUGAACCAGCUUUCAUGCACAGAGGAUGACAGCUACUUCCUUCAGAGAAUGGCACUUCUAUGUGAAGCACCAGUCUCUGAGUCUCUAUUUAAAAUCACAGUCAACACAUCUAUCUUUGAAGAUUUGAAAAAAUCUGUAUCCAACAUGAAAACACAAACAGAGCAGCUAUGCAACCAUGAAAUGCAGUUAUUAAAAACAGAUUUCCAACCGCUGACACUGGACCCCAACACUGUUCAUAAGAAUCUGACCCAUAAUAACAGCAUGCUGAUAUGGAGUGAUGAUUGGCACAACUACCCAGAUCAUCCAGAUAGGUUUGAAACCGCAGCUAUGGCACUGUGCAUUCAGGGUUUGACUACAUGCAGCUACUGGGAAGUUGAAUGGGGAGGUCCACAGGUCUCUAUAGCAGUCACAUAUAAAGAGAUUAGUAGGGGGGUAUGUUGUGUGGCUCUUGGGUGUGAUAAAAAGUCUUGGGGUUUGUUCUGUAACCAUUCCAAUAGCUACUUCUAUCAUGAUAGCAAAGAAAUUGAUAUUCUUGAAAAAGUCUACUCAAGAAUUGGAGUUUAUCUGGAUUACAGUGAAGGAAUUCUGUCCUUCUACAAUGUCUCUGACACAAUGCACCUGAUCCACCAAAUCAAGGACAAGUUUUCUGAGCCACUUUACCCUUGUUUUUGGGUCUUUGAUGGCUCAUAUGUGAAACUGUGUCAUUUUAAUGAGAAUGUGUCUCAUCAGCCCAUUCUAAAAGGCAUUAAAGACCCUAGUGAAGUGAAAUGCUCAGGGCUUUCUCAAUUUCAUGUUCGGCAAUAUCAUAGAAAGUAA